AAUGCUAGUGGUUGAUCCUCUCUCUCUCUCUCUCCCUCCUAAUAGCCCACUAGCAUAAGUCUUUUUCUCUAUCUAAAUGCUAGUGGCUCUCUCCAUCUCUGCCCUACAUGCAUUUCCACUUGCUUUUAACUUGUUGAGGUCACAUAUCAUGUUAGCAGCUAAGCCUUAGGUAAAAUUUCAGGGGGGAGAGAUGGGUAAGGAAGCCCACCAAGAAAAUUCGUCUCUCCUUCCUAACAAUAACAAUAAUAAUAACAAGAAGAAAGAGUCUCCUAAGAAACUUCUAGGAGGUGGUGAUGAUGGCGGCGGCGGCGGCGGCUGUGGUGGUGGUGGUGGCGGCGGCGGCAGUGGUAACAACGAUAGGUUAAAAAGAGAUGAAUGGAGCGAAGGAGCAGUUUCAAGCCUCCUUGAAGCUUAUGAAGCCAAAUGGAUACUUCGAAAUCGAGCCAAACUUAAAGGUCGAGAUUGGGAAGAUGUAGCAACGUAUGUCUCUGGUCGAGCAAGUUCAAGUAAGUCGCCCAAGACCCAAACACAGUGCAAGAACAAGAUCGAGUCAAUGAAGAAAAGGUAUCGAUCGGAGUCUGCCACAUCUGAGCCCUCGUCGUGGCCUCUUUUUCCGAGACUCGAUCUAUUAGUCCGUGGAAGUGCUCAUCCUCCACCUCCGCCUCCACCUUCAGUCCCACCUCCUCCCCCACCAACAGCACCACCUUAUGCCAACCCUCCUUUGAUUGUUCUUGAACCAUCAGUUCUGCCAGCACAAUUACCACCACAGCCUCAGCCACCGCCACCACCACCACCUCAACCUCCACCUCUGGCUCCGUUAUUGCUGGUUGGAGUUGCACAAAACUCUAAUGGCUCCAAAGGCGUUGAUCGGGUGCCCAAGGUUAGUGGAAUAAACAAUCACAUCUUUCUGCUAAAUCAUUUCAUUUUUUACUUGGUCAUAUGGUGA
Messenger RNA from Ilex paraguariensis (yerba mate), 946 nucleotides. The record is from the annotation of a GenBank genome assembly. Lineage: Eukaryota; Viridiplantae; Streptophyta; Magnoliopsida; Aquifoliales; Aquifoliaceae.